This is a messenger RNA of Conger conger (European conger), 5817 nucleotides long. RefSeq names its product sperm associated antigen 17 (gene spag17). The transcript has 44 exons. Gene Ontology annotation, biological process: axonemal central apparatus assembly; epithelial cilium movement involved in extracellular fluid movement. The coding region runs from base 1 to 5817 and encodes 1938 amino acids. The record is from RefSeq and is a predicted model, not a curated record. Gene Ontology annotation, cellular component: axonemal central apparatus. Lineage: Eukaryota; Metazoa; Chordata; Actinopteri; Anguilliformes; Congridae.
AUGUACGGAAUCAUCUUCUGUCCCCAGGAGGCUCAGUGUGUGAGGCUGCAGGCCCAGCUGGGCCGGUUCUGGAGGUAUCUGGAUGCGGUUCUGAGCAGCGGGGCGGCGGGGGCGGGACUGAGGGACGUGUCCCGGCUGCAGUACAGCCUGUCAGAGGAACCACCAGAACCACCGGAGCCCCAGAGUGACCCCACCCCGGCCAUGCUGGCGUUUGGGAUGCGUGUGUUUGAGGGCGUGGCCAGUCUGAUCUACGGCUGUCUGGAUUGGAGGAGGCAGCACCUGCACUACCUCGGCUGUCUCAGGCUGAUCCAGGUGCCUGCUGUCGCCAGCGGCAACGCGCCCAGCCGCCAGGAGAGCGCUGGACAGGCCAGUGUGAAAGGGGAUCCACAGACUCCAAAGGCGUCCUCAGCGUCCAAAAGGAAAUCCGUCCCAGAUGAGUCCGCUACAGUGGCGCCCCCUGUGGUUACUGCGGAGUGUGACAUGCAGUACUACAGGGACCUGCUGGACCUGUUCCCCCCUGAAACUGUGUCUGUACCCAUAAUCCUCCACUGCCUGAGAGAGCAGGUGGUGGCGACCCAGGAACAGAUCCCCCCUCCGUCCGCAGUGAGACCCCAGCCCCGCCCCAACGGGCUGGAGCCCAGCCUGGCUGAUCACAUGAUCGCUGCCGCACUCAGCCUGGGCCUAUCAGAGGAGGAGGAGCAGAAGCUGCUGGCUGGUUUCGGGGGGCAGGACUGUGGUCAGCAGCAGAAGGACCUCCAGCGCCCCCUGCUGGUCAACAGACAUGACGAGAGGAGCAUGAGACUACAGCAGCUACCCGUGGAGGUGCAGAUGUUGCAGAACAGUCCAAUGUGGCGUUCGCUGUGGUGCUCUGAGCCGCAGAGCGAGACCAGGCGUCUGGCCCGGGCCCAGGAACUGCUGCACUACUGCACCGACGAGUCUCUGAGCUGGGCGGAGGUACAGUGGGCGUUUCGUCAGUUUGUGUUCGAGAACAUGCACCUGUCUCAGGCAGAGGGGCAGGGCCUGAGGCCACAGCCUCCACCCAUAAUCCCCUGGGACGACCCCGCCUCCUUCAUCCACCAGAUCCGUGUACGUGCUGCUGAGAAUGCAGAGGAAUCCACCAAUCAGCACGCCAACGGAGAAGUGGAAAGUAGAAAUGACCAGACAGGAUCAGAAUUAAACCAGGAGAAGCAGAGCAGCAGAGUGGAUAUCUCAGAUGUCAGGGCGAGUUGGGCUCGGUCCCUCAGAGACUGGCACAUCGCAGAGCACCACGACCCCACAGUGUUCCCACAGGUCCUGCAGGAAGCCUGUGAGAGCUACAGCUCAGUGGAUCUGCUCCAUGGAGUCCAGGAUAAUGCCGUGUUCCUGGUCUGCCACAAUCCCAUGAGCCCCCAGCGCCAGAGCAGGGAACUCUGGGAUAUGGCCCUCCACACUGAUGUGGGCUUCAGGCAGUACCUGGCGCACGUAGCAGAGUCCAUCUCAGACUGGACCAAUCAGGAGGAGUCUCUGAGGCUCGCCCGCCAGGCAGAGAGAGAGAGAGAGCCGGAGCGUCAGAAUUCCCCCACACCCUCCGAACACUCCGCGGUCUCCCAGAAGAGGAGCAGGGGCUCCCCAAAGAGGAGCAGGGGGUCCCCAAAGAGGAGCAGGGGCUCCCCAAAGAGGAGUGCCAGUGGGAAAGCAGCCUCUCCCGUGAAGUCUCCGUGCCCGGAGGAACCAGCCCUGGCGCUGCAUGUACGACCGGAUUCUCUAAAGGCCUGGAAACUGGGCCAGGACCGACAGAGGGAGGAGGAGCUCGCCAAGAAGGCCAAGAAAGAGGAGAAGGAGAGGAAAGGGGGGUCGAAGGGAGGGGACCGCUCCCCGUCCUCCAGGGCCAGCAAGAAGAGCCCCUCCAGCAGGAGGAAGAAGGAGGAGGUGCAGAAAACCCCUGAGUCUGCAGCGCCCCCGCAGGGCGGGAGGACUGAAGUGCAGCAGCCCGCGGAGGAGCCCAGGGGCUUCACAGGGUACUGUAUGGGGGGGGAGCUGGUGCAGGUGUGGGGCUGUGGAGAGACCAUGUUCCCCUCCGAUGGAGGACUGAUCCAAGUGGAGAGCACUCAGUUUAUCCAGGGCUUGACGAUGGUGAAGGUGUGCGUGACGAAGGACAAGCAUCGCUUCUACACCCAUGUGACCCAGCCCAGGCGGGAGAGCGCGGGGAGGGAUGAUGACAUCAUCACUGUGGGCCAAGGAGCGGAGCAGAGGACGAGGGCUGUGAGUAAAUUCGGCUCCUUCUCCGCUCAGCUGGAGAACGGGAUCCGCCUCUCCUACAGCCACCACGGCCAAUCAGGAGAGAGCGCAGAGGAGAAGGACCCCGCUUUGGCCGCCGUCCUGGACAUCCGCCCGCCCCCCACGCCCUCCCCCGCCCCCUCCACCGCCCCCUCCCGCUCCCCCUCCGGAAAACGCCGCAAAUCCUCCAAAGGGGCUCCCAGAGAGGGGCAGGAGCAUGAUACCCCACCCUCCACUCAGGGGGGUUCGGAGAAGACUGUGAUGUCUGAGAGUUCUGGAGCGCUCCCAGACCCGGCCCUGCUCCAGUGCCUGAACACCUGCACCCCGCACGGCCUGCUGGUCCAGUUCCUCAGCCCACGGGCCUCAGCUGUAGAAGAUGAGCCCCAGGGGGUGAUGGUGAGGCAGAGCUUCCCUGCCCAGGGGCAGAGCAGUAUGAGGGGGAGGGAUCUCACUCUCUCCCUGGAGAGCUCCAGAGUCAUCACCAGCCAGGGCACCGUCAUCAAACACAUGAGAGAUGGCUCCACCCAGGUGCUGUUUGCAGACGGCACAGUCAGCAGCAGCUCUGCUCCUGAACCUGCCCGUAAACCCCCCCCCGGCCCCCCCGAGCCCCCCCCACAGGAAGAGGAAGCGAAGGGUCAGAGGUUGGAUAUCAAAGACCCGGCGGUGAAGAAGGGGAAGCAGAGCUCCAAGCCCAGCGUUGUUGCCGUGGCGACUCCAAAGACAGAAGGGGUGGAGCUUGCUGACCAGGGUGGUGCCAAACCGGACACGCCCGAGCAUGGCGGAGCUACGCAGUCAUGUGACCGCACCUGGGUCACGACCACACCCUCUGGCCUGCGUGUGGCCACCACAGGAAGCAGCGUCCUGCAGACCCCGCCCCUCCUGGCCUACAAAGCCACUGACCCCCUGACAGGAGCAGUAAUGGUCACGCGGGAGGACAGGGUGGUGAUGGUGCUGGAGGCGGGGUCUUUCACCGUGGAGCACGCUGACGGAACCAGAAUCUCCACUUUUUACCAGGAGACAGAGGAGCCCCUGGAGACAGGAGGACAGGAAGUUGUCACCAUGACCAGGAAGCAGAAGCUGGUGAGGGUGGAGUGUGAGGGGUUUGUUGCCGUGGUGAUGAGCUGUGAGGAGGGCAGCUGCUCCGCUCUGUUUCCCGAGGAAACGGUCGUCACCGCCCACCCCGGCGCAGCCUAUCAGGUAUUUCCCUCGGCGGGGGGGCAGCUCUGUAUCCAUGACGACGGCACAGCGACCUACACCUCCUACCCUGGUCCCAGCUCAGCUCUGACCCCUGCUGGCCACAAACCAGAACUACAGCCAACCUGCUACACCAUGAGGCACACCGCUGACAUCAUCUGUGAGGUCACCGACCCUGAGGGGAACCUGUUUCAGGUGAUGGUGGAUGGGGAAACCUCAGCUGUCGUCUCCAGUCGUGAAGAAGGCUUAGAGGAAGAAAGAGAGGAGGAAGAGGAGGAGGGUGAGGGAGAGGGAGAGGAGCAGGAGGGAGAAAGUGACUCAGAAAAGGCAAAACAGCUAAAGUUUCCGUGUGUGAGGCAUAAAGAGGACUCACCCAGGUUCUUUGUGGUCCAGGAGGACGGCUCAGGCAUAGAGAUGCUGCGCUCCUGUGACGUUGAGCUCUUCCUGUGCGCCGCGCACUCUGACCCCUCUGUUGCCGUGCUCAAGGAGCCAAUCCCUGAGCUGCAAGGAGUUUGGGGUAUAACCGUGCUGCGACCCUGUCCUAAAGACCUCUGGUCUCGCUGGCUGUCCCCAAAACCGAGUGAUGACAUCACACCCACCAACCUCCGGUCCAGGAGAUGGGACACGUUCCCUGCCAGAGAGAGAAAGACCCCGGGCCCCCCGUUGGGCUCCACCCUGGGGCGGGGCCUCUGUCUGGAGGAGAGGCCGAGGCCCCGCCCCCCUGCACCUGUGCUCACCUGCCCAGAGGUGCUGGAGGUGCGGCAGCUGGUCCAGUAUCGGCCAAUCAGCAGCCGGCUCCGCUGGAAGCUGGAGAAGAGGCUGCAGAGGUACCUGGAGCUCCUGCUGCAGAGGGAGCGGCUCUGUGAGGAGGUGCGGCUGAAGGAGCCGCGCACGGAGGAGGAGAAGGUGCACGCCACCGACCUGCUGCAGCUGGUGCUGUCUCAGGAUGUUGUCUGUGUUCAGUCUCUCCCAGACUCAGAGAGCCCGGCGGACACCCUGCAGAGAAGGCUGAGCACUGUGGACGUGGCCUCCCUGUACACACACAGUGUCUCCUCAGAGCUGGAAGACAGUGACACUCACUCAAAGGGGCUGGAGGAGGACCUGACGGACGGCUGUGGUGGAGAACAACAGGAGUCCCUGUGGGAGAGCAGGAUGCAGCAGUACAUGCAGGAGUUGGCGGAGGCAGAGGAGUGUCGGUUGGCUCUGAGGAGCGGGAUCAUUCCCCCGUACUUCAGCUCUGACAUUGGCAUGGCCUUCGCCCUCACUGAAGAGGGUCCUGACAUGGAGGCUCUGUCCCUGGAGCUUCCACCAUGUCCCACGCAACGGGAAAACUCUGAAAUCCAGGAAUUCCUCAGAGAUGCUCCGGAACCAGCCAGCCGGAGGCCCUCGAACCCCACCCCCUCCCAGGCUGCGGGAGGAGACGCCCCCCCCCGGGGGAGACCCACAAACCCCACCCCCUCCCAGGCUGCGGCCCCGCCCUGCCCCCCCUCUGUCCUGGGGCGUAUCUCUGUCUCAGGGAGCAGGUCUGCCCUGCACCCCCAGACCGCUCCGUGCCGAACCCCAGUGCCUCCAGGACCUCGAGCCCCCGCUCCUGACCGCAGCGCCCAGGACCCCCUGCCUGUGUCAGUGUGUGGACCCUCCAGCCACAGAGCGGGGCGUUGGGAGGGUGGUGGGUCUGGGCUCAGGACCUGGGAGCUGGACGUGGCAGGAAACCCACGCAGGGAGAGGAUCAAACUGCCCUCCGCCAUCCUGAGUGCCAAGCCCAUCUGCAGACCCAAUCAAAGGUUCCUGUCGGUGGAGGAGCCGGUGCGGAGGAAGGUGCGGACCGUGUCAGUGUGCGGGUCUCUGUACGGGGUCCCCCCCCUUCCUCGGGGCUUCCAGCUCCUGCCAGUGGAGGUAGAUUUCGGGGUGCUGAGGGAGGGGUACACCUACUGCGUCACCGUGGUGAUGAAGAACGUGGGGGUGGACUCGUGCAGGUUCAGUGUUAAACAGCCAUCUCCUGCCACAGGACUGAAGGUCAUCUACACCCCAGGGCCUGUGGCCGCAGGGAUGAGCACUGGCCUGCAGGUGGAGCUGUUCGCCAUGGCCACGGGCCUGCAGGACGGAGGCGUGUCUCACUGCGUCCAGAUCCACACGGAGGCCGACAUACUCCACCUGCCCGUGUCUGCAGCUGUCCUUCCUGGAGACCUGUUUGGCAGCGGGGACCCAGUGGGCGGGGCUAAGGUGCAGGUGGGCGGGGUUAAGGUGCGGCUGGUCUCCGCCCCCUCGGUGCAGUGCGGUGUCAUGCGCCCACACAGACGAGCCAAUCCGACAGGUCAGUCCCGUCCACCAAGCAUUCUGAUUGGCUGCUGCCAGGAGUCCUGUUAG